AUGCGGGAUAUUUUUGUUUUGGGAUUAGGUGAUGUAAAAAUUAUGGACCGACUCUUUGAAGAAGACCCCACCAAUGGUGUAAACAAUUUUUUUAAAAUGGUAAAGAUUGCUCAAGCCAAGGAGGCCGCGGUGAUGGAACGUUCCGACAUGUCAAAAGGCCGUGAAAUGGAUGAAAAUGUGUAUUAUCAUCGAAAUUCGGAGAGGACAUCCAGUUCCAUAAAGAAAAAUAGAAGUGGAGUAUUUAAGCAAGCUGGUGCAUAUUCGUCAGCAGCUCCACCAUCUACGUCUGUGKCAUCGUCUCCUGGAAGAGGAAAUUUUGUGCAGCAACAGUGUAGUGUCUGUGGCCGUAAAAAUCAUAAAUCAAUUCAGUGCAAGUUUCGUAAUUAUACGUGCCAUAAGUGUGGUGUAAAAGGGCAUUUAGCUCCGGUGUGUAAUAAGAAAAUUAGACAACAUUUUUUAGAAGAAGCCAGUACUCCCAGGACCGAUCAGUUAAAUGCUAAGUAUGAAAAUGAUUAUUAUUCACUUAAAGUCUAUGUUGUUAAGAAUGGGGGACCACCUUUAUUAGGAAGAAAUGCAAUGCAUAUGUUAAAAUUAACAAUCGCUAAAGUAAAUAAUGUUCAAUCUGAUAUAAACGCCUUGUUUAGCGAAUCAAAAUCAAGAUCAAUUCAAAUGUUAUGUAAUAAGUAUCCUGAAAUUUUUGAGAGUGGCAUUGGCACAUUUAAUAAAKGUAAAGUCACMUUACAWUUAAAAGAGGGAACCAUUCCAAAAUAUUAUAAUCCAAGGCCAGUUCCUUUUGCUUUGAAACCUAAAAUUGAAGAGGAAAUUGAUCGAUUAGUUUCUCAUAAAGUAUUAGUUCCUGUUGACUUUUCUGAUUGGGGUACGCCAAUUGUACCAGUGCUCAAAGCAAAUGGAAAAAAUUCGAAUUUGUGGAGAUUUCAAAGUUACUGUUAAUCCAUAUUUGGUCGAACAAAAAUACCCAUUA
This is a messenger RNA of Tribolium madens (black flour beetle), 982 nucleotides long. RefSeq lists its product as uncharacterized. Gene Ontology annotation, molecular function: zinc ion binding; nucleic acid binding. The record is from RefSeq and is a predicted model, not a curated record. The annotation marks the transcript as partial. Lineage: Eukaryota; Metazoa; Arthropoda; Insecta; Coleoptera; Tenebrionidae. The transcript is spliced from 2 exons.